Molecule: messenger RNA, 1331 nt
Organism: Syzygium oleosum
Lineage: Eukaryota; Viridiplantae; Streptophyta; Magnoliopsida; Myrtales; Myrtaceae
Product: BURP domain-containing protein BNM2A
Exons: 2
Coding region: 129-1025 (298 amino acids)
Source: RefSeq, a predicted model, not a curated record
UCCCCGAUAAAUAUAGGGCAUUUUCUUUAAUUUAGUAAAUCACACCUAUUGUCUUCCGCCACUUAUGUUGCUGUCCUCGAUCUAAUUUCAUAAGCUGGAUCACAACAUACUGUUGUUCCAAGAAAAUUAUGGGUCUUCUUCGUCUUUCUUCCUUGAGCCUCUUCUGUCAACUCGCAUUCCUGUGUGCUCAAGGCAGGGUGAUAGCAGGACGGCAUUGGGGAUCAGAUGAAGAGCAGAUCAUGCCCAACCGUGUUCUUUUAGUGAAGCCUAAACAAGCAUCCCUAGUUGCUCACAGUAAGGUUCCCAUUGAUCCUGCUCUAAAUGUCUUCUUCACAUUGGACGACCUCAAAGCUGGGAAGCAAAUGCCCAUAUACUUCCCCAGCAAAUUAGCAGACCCUUCCAAGUCCUCGAGGCUCUUGACCAGAGAGCAAUCCGACUCCAUCCCUUUCUCAUCAGCUCAGCUCUCGCACCUCCUGUCCUUCUUCUCCAUCCCCGAGGGCUCUCCUCAGGCUAAGGCCAUGGAGUACACGCUCAUGCAGUGCGAGCUCGAGCCCAUCGAGGGAGAGACGAGGUUCUGUACCGCCUCCCUAGAGUCCAUGCUCGACUCGGCCCGCGAGGUCUUCGGGCCAAAAGCCCAGUUCAGAGUCUUGACUACCACUUACCUCCCCAACAAGAAGCAGAACGCCAGAGACGACCCAUUGCAAAACUACACAAUCUUGCAAGCGCCCAAGCAGAUUGAUGAGACUAGGGUCCUGGGUUGCCACACCAUGGCGUACCCAUACAUGGUGUUCUAUUGCCACAGCCAAGCAAAGAGCGAGAACAGAGUGUAUCAGAUUUCUCUGGGUAGUGGGGGUGGAGAGGACGGAGGAGGAGAGAGAUCGGUAGAGGCGGUGGCCGUCUGUCACAUGGACACGUCGCUGUGGGACAGAGACCACGUCUCGUUCCGAGUCCUCGGUGUCGAGCCCGGGUCCUCCCCGGUUUGCCACUUCUUCCCCCCGGAUAAUCUCGUGUGGGUGGCCCCUUAGUACAGCCGUAUAAGUCACUCGUUUAAUUAUCAGGGCAAGUAUAUGUUUGCAACGAACAGUAAUAUUAAUUACGUAAGGUGUCGUAUCUUGUUCACGCGGGUGGGUGUGUGUGUAUGUAUGUAUGUAUGUCUGUAUGUGUGUGUGUAUGUAUUGACCGCUGCAUAUGAAUCCGUGUGAAAAAUGGUGGGUUCUUAUAUGGUCCAUCUGCUCGAGUCUUUGAUAUUACUUCGGAGGUGUCUAGCCAGUAGCUACACAUUUUCUGUCCAUGGCGCGACAUUGAUGUUAUGAGGAGAGAGUGAGAGGUAA